Molecule: messenger RNA, 2165 nt
Organism: Amphimedon queenslandica
Lineage: Eukaryota; Metazoa; Porifera; Demospongiae; Haplosclerida; Niphatidae
Exons: 8
Coding region: 14-2059 (681 amino acids)
Source: RefSeq, a predicted model, not a curated record
UCAGCAACAUGAUAUGACCAAAGUCACUUUAUUGUUCAUGUUUUUACAAAUCUACACUAAAGUUGAUUUAAAGGUGGCUCACAUCACAGCAGCACAAGUAAAGAGCAUCCCUUUCCUCUCCUGCUACAUUUCAAAUGAAUUGGAGAGCUUUGACACAAUCAAUGACGUCACUAAUACUAUCUUUCGGCACUGUUCUCUUCUCAAUCAUGACAUCCUCUUACAACUUAUAGGCAACUUCCAGUUCACUAGUUCUCUAAGAGCAUUGCAAUCACUGGAGGAUGAGCAGCAGUAUUACUGUAGAAAGUUAAUCAGCUCAGAGUUUAUGGAAGAGCUCAAUAUCUUAAGAACUACAAUUUGUUCAUCACUCGUACCAGUGGUUGAAUUUGAGUUCCCCAUCGAUGUUCUUUCGUCUACAACUGUGUCUGAAUUCAAGUUGACUCUGUGCUGUAUUUUUUCGGAGCUGGCAUCGUUUCUACACCUUUAUAGGAUCAUUUGUAGCAAGUCUCUUGUCAGAAUUACUCUGUGUGGUCCUGAAGGUCUGAGAACAAGAAUAGCAAGCAAAGUAAAGUGCAAGAGCAGAUACAUACUGAAUGUAGCUGGUGCAAGCUCAUGUACUUGUGACAUAUUGGGCCGUGUGAAUGAGGAGAAUUCAGGGAUUAAAGAUGACGAACAAGAAGUUGAUAAUAAAGAGAGAAAUGAUCUUACUAAGAAUGAACAAUUGUUGAAUGAAGAUAGUAAGAAUCAAGUUAUAAAUGAAGUGGCAAUAAGAACAAGCCCAAAAGAAUCACCAGUAGCCAUAGUUCAGUCAACAGAAGUAGGACCUAUGUGUAUUUAUCCAGCUUGCAUUGAAUCGCAGUUACAUGAAGGGCCUAUUCCUGAUGUAUCAGUUACAAAGUCAUCAAAAUUAGUUGUAAAACCAGUCCUUCUUGUUCAGCCUCUUAAAAAAGACACUGAAGUGAAAGAAGUGAAAGAACUUGAAUUUGAUGAGUCAGAGCCAGAGGUAGCCUGUAAACCAAGAACAAGGAAAAGAGUUAACACUUGGAGGUUGUUUCAACCCCAAGACAGAGAUGUACUCAUCAUUGGAUCAUUUGGUGCUUUUUCAAAACAGUAUACUGUAGCUCCUAAGAUUGUUCCCAGCCACUUGAAAGGGGAGAAGUGGAUGAGCGACGAAAUUGAAAGAAUUAAAAACGUUUAUGAAAAGUACAACGAAAGGUUUGAGGUAUUUUUCUUGUCCCAUGGCUUUCCUGGAGAAGAAAAAUCUAGACAGGAUUACAUUGACAUGAUUAAAGCGUUAUUUUACAGCAAGAAACAUAAAGGAGCUGUCAUCUGGUACACUGGUCAUGGAGAGAGGGGUACUGGUAACUGGUGCUUCAAAGACGGCAUCAUUUCAUUUGAUGAUAUCUUCAAUCUCUACUGCAGCCACUACAUGGGCUCUUCACUGACCAUAGUCUCCGACUGUAGCUACUCAGGCCAAUGGAUUAAUGACUGGGCUAGGAAACUAGAUGAGUUUAAUAUACCAGCUUGUGGGCAUCAUGCUAGGAGGAAUAAGUUUCUAAUAAAAAUAAUUGCGUCUUGUCAGCAUGAUGAAGAAGCGACAGCUCUCUCAUUCAUAAGUGAGGGGGUGGAUUUUGACGAAGACGAGAAGGGACUGAUGCAUUGCCAUGAUGGGAAAGUUUUAGAAUCAGGGCAAAGGUGUUUUGGGAUUGAUUUCAGAGUCAUUUGUUGUGGUAAGGGAAGAGAUGAAACUUGUGAAAUAGAUAGCAGUUGUUCGUCUAAAUUCACCUGGACACAGUGUAUAUCUGGUAGUUCAGAACUUAUUUAUAUUGUUACUGGCAAAAGCAAAGAACACGAGAAUGUGUGGCACUGCCUGCUAUUAGAUAAAAAGAAACUGGAUGUGUUUAAAGGAGCAGUUAGCACAGCAGAGACCAUUGAUGUUAGUUCAUAUGGGGAAAUUCUUCAUUCUGGCAUUGGAAACAAACCGCCAGCAUGGUUGCAUAGGGACUUAGAAUUAAGAUUUGUAAAGUGUCCUUCUGAUAUGAUGGAUUUAAGAGAAAGUUGAAGUCUUCAUGGAAGCUAGCCAUUCAAAAAUUGUAUGUUUGGCAGUAAUCUAUUAGAGUAAUGAUGAUUGUAAAUAGCCUAUGUUAUAUUUUUAUGUUGUUGUAAAU